AUGGACGCCCGGGCAUCGACGUCUGAACCCCGGCAUUCUUUUCACUCGAGCUCCUGGUCCACGGCCGCCACCUCGGCUGUCACCUCCCCGGCGUCCCUCAUAGCCUCGGACGGCUCCCCGGACCCCGUUAUUGCCCCCGCCCCCGCCGCCGCCUCCUUGGGCUCCCACCUCGACUUCCUGCCCUUCCUGUUCCCCCAGCAGUCCAACAUCUACCACGCUCAGCUCCUCCACUACAACAAGCUUGUCUCGCCCAGCCGCGGAGGAGGUGGCCUUCAGACGCCGCCCCUCCCCCCCGUCGUGUCGGCCCCCCACGUCCACGCCGGGUCGAGGUCGCGAUCCUCUAGCAAGGUGUCGCUCAAGGACGCCCAGGCCGGGAAGGCAGCCGCAGCUGGAGGCCAUGGGAGCAGGUCACAAAACAACCAGGACAAGAGCCACCCGGUUAUAGCAUCCAAGGACCCUCCGCCCAGGAUGCCUGCCAAGCAGCUCGCCGCCGAGUCGUCGACGAGCGUCUCGCAGCGUUCGACCGCCGCCGCCACCGCCGCCGCCUCAGCCCAGGGCCAGUCCCACUCGAGCUCGGUGCCCUCGACGCCCCACCAGCACGCCCGCCAGUUCUCGUUUGAAUCCCGCGGCCCGUCCCCCCCCGUCCCAAACAGCCACUCGCCACGCUCGGCGUACUCGGAGACGAACAGCACCCUGCCCUCGCUGCGGCCCCUGCCACCGCGCUUUGGCGGAUGCAAGUAUGAGACGGCGCAGAUGAACUCGAGGCGAAGAAUACCCUACUCGGUGGGCAGCGACCGCUUGGAGAAGCUUGACCUGCGCAACGUCAAGAGCAAGUUGUCCGAGGACGAGGAGCGAAGGUUAAAUACAGACGUGCGCGAGAUUUUCGACCGCUUAUUGCCCACCGACGCCGUCGAGGCCAACAGGAAGAAAUUGGUCGGCAAGCUGGAGAGGAUUUUCAACGUGGAAUGGCCGGGUCACGACAUACGGGUCCAUCUUUUUGGUUCUUCGGGCAACUUGCUCUGCUCCGACGACUCUGACGUGGACAUUUGCAUCACCACCCCGUGGCACGAGCUGGAAGGCGUCUGCAUGAUAGCCAAUCUCCUCGCCCGCCGUGGAAUGGAAAAGGUGGUGUGCAUAUCGGCCGCCAAGGUGCCCAUUGUCAAGAUCUGGGACCCCGAGCUGGGCCUGGCCUGCGACAUGAACGUCAACAAUACCCUCGCUCUCGAGAACACCCGGAUGGUGCGGACGUACGUCGAGGCUGACCCCCGCGUGCGGCAGCUCGCCAUGAUCAUCAAGUAUUGGACCCGGAGGAGGAUCGUCAAUGAUGCUGGUCUCGGUGGCACGUUGAGCUCGUACACGUGGAUAUGCCUCAUCAUUGCGUUUCUCCAGGUCCGGAGCCCCCCCGUGCUUCCCGCGCUGCACCGGCUUCCACACAAGCUUCCCAAGCCGGACGGGACUGUGAGCGACUUUGCCGACAAUCUCAAGAAGAUUCGGGGGUACGGAAGCAAGAACAAGUCGUCGGUGCCCGAGUUGUUAUUCCAGUUCUUUCGCUUCUACGCGCACGAGUUCGACUACGACAAGCACGUCCUGUCCGUCCGGCAGGGAAAGCUAAUCACCAAGGUAGACAAGAAGUGGAACUAUCAGUUGAACAAUCAGCUCUGCGUCGAAGAGCCCUUCAACGUGUCCCGAAAUCUCGGUAAUACCGCCGAUGAAUAUGCCUUUCGGGGCCUGCAUCUGGAGCUUCGAAGGGCGUUUGACCUCAUCUCGGCCGCCAAGCUGAGCGAGGCGUGCGAGCAGUACGUCUACCCCAAGGAGGAGGAGAGGGUAUGGACCCGCCCGGCACAGCAGUCUCGCCCGGUCCUGCUGCGCAGCUCCUCGCAAACGCACUCGACGCAUUCGGGCCGAGGUGGUCGCGGCGCCUACAGGGGAGGGCGUCACAACGCCAACUUCCACCGGGGGGGCGGAGGAGGAGGGGGCGCUGCAGCAGGCGGCGGCUCCAGCAGGAGAGCGUCGUCGAGCGUGCCGACGUAUGACAACGGCGUCUUCAUGGCGCCCUUUCAGUACGCGCAGCAGGAUCUCAUGACGCAGAUGGCGUACCAGGAGAACAUGCGCCAGCUGCAGCUCUUUGCGCAGUCCCCCGGCUUUCUCCAGCAGUCCCAGGCCAUGGGUCAUCAGCGGGUGCCGACAGGCACAGCGCCGGGCCAGCAGCCGUCGGACCGCGCCCGGACGAAUUCCUUCGACAACAUCCCAGUCGGCACCACGCUCCGACCCGAUCUGUACGCCCUCUACAACAUGAGCAUCGGCCACGCGUUUUACCCGCAGGUGGCCGGCGUGGGCUACGGGACCUACCCGUCGUCUCCCGCCACCACGGGCGGGUCGGGCCAGGAGUUUCGCCGUUCGCUGCAACGGUCGACGGUCACGACCGACACCGGUGCCUCGGCGUCUAGCAGUUCGCUUAGGUCGCAAUCUCAGCCAGCGUCGCGGUCGCCCUCGGCAGCCUACUCCCAAACCGCCUACCAUCGCGGAAGCCAGACGCCGACGAGCGCUUCCGCCUACGCGCCCAAGAACGCCCACGGAGUACCCAUCCCCAGCUUCAUGCCGGACGACGCCGACUUUGACGAGACACCAAAGGCCGUCUCGGAGUCGCCCGAGUCGUCCGAGGACGACGGCAGGUCGGCAGGGUUCUUCCAGGCCCGGGAGUCCAGCCUCGCCGGGCAUGCCCAGCCUCAACAGCAGCAGCAGCCGACGCCGCCGCCCCAAGGUCUCUCCAACGGUAUUGCCUUUGGCGAUCUCGCGGCCGCGUCCACCGGCCCCGGCAGGAGGAGGCUCUCCACGGACCAGCUCCCGCAGACCAUCUUGGACAGGAGGAUGAAGCGGGCGUCGAGGUCGCCGUCGCCCCUCGGACAUAUGCGUGCCUUUUCGGUCGGCACACCAGCAGCCUCGCUGCCAUCUGCGGCGUCGCCAUCCAACCAUGGCAAGAACUCGUCCCGACCGCUUGUGGUCAAUGGGUCUUGCCUCAAGGCAAGUGCCGUGUCGGGCCAGCGGCAAGCAUCGAGGAGGGAGUCCCUGCAACCAGAGGAGAAUCUGGUCGCCACUGCCGAUCUCGACCAGGCGGCCUGGGUCAAUGGCGGUUCUGACUCGAUGUCGCUCACGGCCGAGGCGCCAUCGAUCCCCUCCCCGGGGUCAGCCGCCGAGCAGCUCCCCAUGGUUGUCAACGGCAGCAGCACACCCUCCGUGGGGCCCCCCACAUCGGACGACGCGUCUUUUCGCGAGCGAGUGGCCUUGAUGGCCGCGCAGCACAUCAGCCCUAAAGGCUAUCAACAGGAAACGACGCCCAACGGCAGCCCUGCUCGCCUCUCGCCGUCGGCGAGGCAGCGCUGGAUGUCACGGCAGCCCCAGAACGGCGUGAUUGCCCCUCUGGACCUCGCCAUCGGCGACCAGCGCGCCAACAAGCCGACAGUCAUCGACUCGGCCCACCUUUCUCCCGUGUACGAGGCCGGGGCAUCGUCUCCCAACGCCGUUCGACAGAAUGACGGCUUCUGGCUUCCGGCCAAGCCAGACGCGCGGAAUGAAGGGCGCCCCGCCGACGCGGAGAUUGACGAGGGGGCGCCGACGCCGACGGAGAGACGCAUUGCAGUUUACGAAGACGACCGAGCGCAAAGGCCAGAAAAGGCCUCGGUGCCGGUCUCGAAGGCCAUGAGCCCCCGCGUCAACGGACACGUACGGGGGGCCAAGAGCGAGAGCGACGGCGGCUGGCAAAAGGCCGGCAAGGGGAAGAAGAAGGCUGCCAACGCGGCUGGCCAGCAGGGGCACGCCGAACAGCCCCCGAAGCACGAGUCGGAGCGAAAGGGCGGCUGA
Hirsutella rhossiliensis is the source of this 3858-nucleotide messenger RNA. Its product is annotated as cid1 family poly A polymerase domain-containing protein. Gene Ontology annotation, biological process: RNA 3'-end processing. Gene Ontology annotation, molecular function: nucleotidyltransferase activity. The record is from RefSeq and is a predicted model, not a curated record. The transcript has 5 exons. The coding region runs from base 1 to 3858 and encodes 1285 amino acids. Lineage: Eukaryota; Fungi; Ascomycota; Sordariomycetes; Hypocreales; Ophiocordycipitaceae.